UUGGUGUUCAGCUGGACAACACCUUAGCUGUUCUGGAGAUGGACUUGCUUUCUGGAACUUACCUAUUGGCAGUCUUACUGGUCUGCGUUGUAUUUCAGUCGGGGGCCCAGGAGAAGAAUUACACUGUGAGGGAGGAGUUACCGGAAAAUGUCCUCAUUGGCAAUUUGCUGAAGGAUCUCAACCUGACCCUUGACCCCGAUGUGCCCCUUUCGUCCCCGCUUCAAUUCAAGCUUGUGUACAAGACCGGCGAUGUCCCCCUCGUCCGCGUGGAGGAGAACACCGGAGAAAUAUUCACCACGGCCAACCGCAUCGACCGGGAAAAGCUUUGCUCUGGCAUUUUUAGUGAGAACCGUUGUUUUUAUGAGGUGGAAGUCGCAGUUCUUCCUGAUGAGGUCUUCAGGCUGGUCAAGAUCCGAUUCCUGAUUGAGGAUAUAAAUGACAACGCUCCACUUUUCCCAUCCACGGUCAUCAAUAUCUCUAUCCCUGAGAACACCGCGAUCAAUUCCCGCUAUUCCGUCCCCUCCGCUGUCGAUCCUGAUAUUGGAGUGAAUGGCAUUCAACAUUAUGAACUUCUUAAGCCCAAAACAACUUCGAAAAGGACUUUUGGAUCCAUUACAAAUGAACAGGGUCAAAAUGUAUUUGGACUUGAUAUAAUUGAAACACCUGAAGGAGACAAGUGGCCCCAGUUGAUAGUGCAACAAAUUCUUGAUAGGGAGCAGAAGGACACCUAUGUGAUGAAGAUUAAAGUGGAGGAUGGUGGAAACCCUCCGAGAUCCAGCACGGCCAUUCUCCAAGUCACCGUCACUGAUGUGAAUGACAACCGUCCGGUCUUCAAGGAGAAUGACAUUGAAGUCAGCGUUCCUGAAAAUGCACCCGUGGGCACCUCCGUUUCUCAACUUCAUGCCACUGAUGCCGACUUGGGAUCCAACGCCCAGAUUCACUUUUAUUUUAGCAGCCAAAUAUCCAGCUUAGCCAAAAGGCUGUUUGCCAUUGAUAACAUCACUGGUCUUAUCACAGUCAAGGAGCCCUUGGACCGGGAGGAAUCCCCAGUACACAAAUUAACAGUUUUGGCAAGCGAUGGCAGUUCCACACCCUCCAGGGCUACCGUAACAGUGAACGUCACAGACAUUAACGAUAACAUCCCCUCCAUAGAUACACGGUACAUUAUCAAUCCAGUCAACGGGACUGUGUUACUGUCCGAGAAAGCACCGCUCAAUACUAAGAUUGCCCUGAUAACCGUAAUGGAUAAGGAUGCUGAUCUUAAUGGCAAAGUUACUUGCUUCACAGACCACGAUGUCCCCUUCAGGUUAAAGCCGGUGUUUGACAAUCAGUUUCUCCUUGAAACAGCUACUUUCUUAGACUACGAGGCCACCAGAGAAUAUGCCAUCAAAAUAGUGGCCUCGGAUUCAGGAAAACCACCCUUGAACCAAUCUGCAAUGCUAUUGAUCAAAAUCAAAGAUGAAAACGACAAUACCCCGGUGUUCACGCAACCUGUGAUCGGGCUCUCCAUUCCUGAGAAUAACGCUCCUGGAACCCAGCUGACCAAGAUAAGUGCUACCGAUGCCGACAGCGGCCGCAAUGCUGAAAUCAGUUACAUGCUGGGAUUGGAUGCUCCCCCUAUUUUCAACCUGGAUCGCCGUACAGGGAUUCUGACAGCUGUGAGAAAGCUGGAUAGAGAAAAACAAGAUCGCUACUCAUUCACAGUGCUGGCGAAAGAUAACGGCAUGCCACCUUUGCAAACCAAUGCCACCGUGACUGUUUCUGUCUUGGACCAAAACGACAACAGCCCCGCUUUCACACACAACGAAUACAACUUCUACGUGCCAGAAAAUCUACCCAUGUACGGCACUGUUGGACUGAUCACUGUGACAGAUGCGGACUCUGGAGAAAAUGCAAUAGUGACCUUGUCUAUAUUAAAUGGCAGAGAUAAUUUCAUUAUCGAUCCUCUCACUGGAGUCAUAAGGCCGAAUAUUACUUUUGACAGGGAGCAGCAAGGAUCUUAUACUUUUCAGGUGAAAGCGGUGGAUGGGGGCAGGCUGCCACGCACCUCCACAGCUAAAGUGACUAUCAAUGUUGUCGAUGUGAACGACAACAGACCUGUUUUCGUCACUCCUUCCACCAACUACUCCUACGACUUGGUUCCGAUGUCUGCCAGUCCUGGCUCCGUAGUGACAAAAGUGUUUGCUGUGGACAAUGAUACUGGGAUGAACGCCGAGCUGCGUUAUAGCAUUAUUGGUGGGAAUUCACGAGGGUUGUUUAUGAUCGAUCAGUUAACUGGCAACGUCACCUUGAAGGAGAAAGUCAUCUCAGCAGAUCAUGGGUUGCACAGACUGGUAAUCAAAGUCAACGAUUUAGGACAGCCUGAAUCUUUAUACACCAUAGCACUAGUGCAUUUAUUUGUGAAUGAAACAGUCACCAACGGAUCCUACGUCCAAGAGUUGGUGCGCCGAAACAUGGAAACACCGGUUGGCCAAAACGUCGGGGAUGGAGACAUUACCCCACAAACCAAUGACUAUGUCAAAAUCAUCAUUGCCAUUAUCGCAGGCACCAUGACAGUGAUACUGGUCAUUUUUGUGACAGCUCUGGUACGUUGUCGCCAAACUCCUAGGCACAAAGUGGUCCAGAAAAGCAAGCAGAGCGGCGAGUGGGUUUCCCCAAAUCAAGAAAACCGUCAGAUCAAGAAGAAGAAGAAGAAGAAGAAGCGGUCUCCCAAAAGCCUUCUUCUAAACUUUGUGACCAUUGAAGAAUCUAAGCCUGAUGAUCCUGGCCAUGAACACAUCAAUGGCACCUUGGACAUUCCUGUAGAGCUAGAAGAACAGACUAUGGGAAAAUAUAACUGGGCCACGACACCAACCACUUUUAAACCUGACAGCCCAGAUUUAGCAAAGCACUACAAGUCUGCCACUCCGCAGCCCACGUUUCAGAUUAAACCUGAGACUCCAGUACCACCGAAGAAACACCACGUCAUACAGGAACUGCCUCUGGAUAACACAUUUGUGGUGGGUUGUGAUUCCCUCUCCAAGUGUUCUUCCAGUAGCUCGGACCCAUACAGUGUCUCCGAAUGCAGCUGUCAAGGAGGGUUCAAGGCUCCUGGCUCUGUCCACACCAGACAGCUCUGAACGUCUUCGCAUCAACUGUUAAGUACCGAAGUCGUAUACACAAUGAUGUUAAGCCAGCAAACAUGGAAAUAUGGGCAUAGCACGAGAAAAGCCCUUUGUCUUCCCUCCCUGAUUGCUGAAGAAUUUUAUCGUCUGAUCUCCAGAGGGUUUUCGAAGUGGCGUUGAACUGUUCAAGCUGCCCUGCUCAAAGGUAUUCAGGGCCAGGACACUUAACAAUCGGAAGGAAUGCAAAGGAAAAGAAAGGGAAGAAUAACAAAAACGAAAGACCAAGAGACUGUAGAACAUUGUUCUAUAAUGUUGUUUUUAUGCUGAAAGAAAAGGGAGGGUGGGGGAGAAGUGAAACUGACCACUACUCUAUGUGAAUGGUUAUUAAAGUAUGAGAUACACCUUUCAUUCUCUUCGGUUGCUUCCAGCCGCAUUCUCUUUAAUUGAUCCAUUCCCUUUAAUUUAUUUACGUUCACAAUAUCUGUGGUCCGUUCCUCCCAUUCCUUAUUCACAUGGAAGAGAGAGAGAAAAGGAGCAAUAACAAGUUAUGCAUAUAGACUUGAAACAGAAACAGACAUUGGUCCAAUUCUUUAUACUCCCUGCCUUUCUCGAUAAAACGGAUGGCUUUGUGUGUGCUUCACACUGGGGUUGGAGAAAAAAGGUUAUUUAUUUUUGGAAUAUUUUGUAGGAAGACAAAAUGGUCGCUGUUCAGAGUAGCCAAAUCCGGGGCAGUUGGAUUGUUCUUUUGUUUUGAUUUACAAAACUUUAGUCUAUGUGAGUUCAUUUCAAGACUGGUGAUCUUCUUGGCAUGAUGAGAGAGCACUUUCUCACCCCAUUCCACACAUAUUUGUAUGAGAGGGAAAAUAGACGUUUCCAAUUAAAAGUUUCCAGUUAAAAGUUAAUACAAGUCAAACUUUCAGGAUGAGAAAUUUACAAUGUCGCCCACCUCCACCCCUAAUCAGGAAGAGUCUGGUAGCACAUUUGAAUAGGUUUAUAAAUAAGGCAUGGCCCUGGAGAGCGUAUUGAUUAUGAUCUUUCAUAAACACAUUGGAGACCUUGAUAUGAUUCAUGGCCUGGGUCUUUGUGUGUGUGUGUGUGGGGGGGGGGUGUCAGGAAAUUAAUUGGCCUGUUGAUUUUGUCUGUCUGUCUCGGUUUAAGAACCAGUUUACCAUCCUUCUGUGGUGGUAAAAUGAGGACCCAGAUUGUUGGGGGCAAUAGGCUGACUCUGUAA
Molecule: messenger RNA, 4335 nt
Organism: Thamnophis sirtalis
Lineage: Eukaryota; Metazoa; Chordata; Lepidosauria; Squamata; Natricidae
Source: RefSeq, a predicted model, not a curated record